GUCAUGUCUAUUCUUUCCAAUUCUUCUAACAUGGCAAAGAAGGAAUCGAGAGGUCGCCAAAAGAUAAAAAUGGCUAGGAUUAAAAACCCGAGUCAUAGACAAGUUACCUUCUCAAAACGCCGUCUAGGGUUGUUUAAGAAGGCUAGUGAAAUAUGCACUCUUUGUGGUGUAGAAGCCAUUAUAAUUGUUUUUUCCCCUGGCCAAAAAAUUUUCUCUUUUGGAUACCCAAAUGUUGAUUCUAUAGUUGAUCAUUACCUUAGUCGUAACCCUACAAGUCGACAAACAUCGAGCAAUGGUACCAAAUCUGAAGGCGUUGGUGGUCAACAAAGCUCUACUAUGCGCGAACUCAACUUGCAGUUAACCAAAAUUCUUGAUCUCCUAGAGACUGAAAAGAGUAGGGGAGAUGUGUUUAACACCUUAAAGAGGAAGCCUAACCAAUGUUGGUGGGAGGCGCCUAUUGAUAAACUUGGCUUGCAUGAACUCAAAAUUUUGAGUGCUUCAAUGGAAGAUCUUAAGAAAAAUAUAGCUAAUCAAUCUAAUUUUCUUGAGAAAACACUUUCUUCUUCAUCAGCUUUAGGCAUGAAUAAAGGUAAUGGCGCCGGAGUUUCUGAUCAACAACAUUUUGACCUUAAAUCUAUUGAGGCCAAAAUUGAAGGGUUUGCUCUUCCUGAUCAUCUAAUUGGCACCUUUCAUGCACCAAAAUUCUUCUGAUAUUGCCUCUGUUUUUCUGUUUAUUGACUAGAAUCUCACUAGUCCUACCUACUGGUUUUGUUUCCUCGUUUUCGCUAUGGUUGUUUUUUCCUCUCUUAUGCUAUGGAUGUUUUUUUUUUGUUCUUCCAUGUUGAAAUAAUUUCAUAUCAGGAAACUAUCUACAAGUUCAGUAUGUAAUAAAUUUUCUUCAUGCAAUAAAAGUAGCAGAGAUUCUUCUAUUUGG
Messenger RNA from Chenopodium quinoa (quinoa), 934 nucleotides. Its product is annotated as agamous-like MADS-box protein AGL62. The record is from RefSeq and is a predicted model, not a curated record. Gene Ontology annotation, molecular function: DNA-binding transcription factor activity, RNA polymerase II-specific; RNA polymerase II cis-regulatory region sequence-specific DNA binding; protein dimerization activity. The coding region runs from base 4 to 711 and encodes 235 amino acids. The transcript has a single exon. Lineage: Eukaryota; Viridiplantae; Streptophyta; Magnoliopsida; Caryophyllales; Amaranthaceae. Gene Ontology annotation, biological process: regulation of transcription by RNA polymerase II.